UUGCGACAGUGGCCGCGGUCCGGGACCCGAGAGCCCAGGGCAGUCGCCGCGCAGUGCGGUGCGGGGGUCCCGUCGGCGUCUGGGAGCCGUGGCUCGGGGUCGCGGAGCCACUAGGAUCCGCCGCGCGCGUGGCCCGGGGCGCCGAGCCGCUGGAGAUGAGGAGGAGGACGGCGGGGCUGAGGCGGAGCGGCCGCGGCCCCCGGGAGUGACAGUCGCCCCGUCGGGAUUUCCCGCUCCCCCUUCCCCUUCCCCCUCAGGGCCCGGGCCCUGCGUGCGCCGUGAGGGGCGGGCGUCCCGACUUGGCGAGCUGAUGCGGACUCGCUUUUGAGCGGCUAAGGGACGAGAGGAGCAGCCCCAAAAUGGAGGACUUUAGUACCAGGACCUACGGGACCAGCGGCCUGGACAACAGACCUCUGUUCGGGGAGACGUCUGCCAAGGAUCGAAUCAUCAAUUUAGUUGUUGGCAGCUUAACCACCUUAUUGAUUCUAGUGACACUGAUCAGUGCUUUUGUUUUCCCUCAACUACCUCCCAAACCACUGAAUGUAUUUUUUGCUGUCUGCAUCUUUUUGAGUAGUAUUACUGCCUGCAUACUUAUCUACUGGUAUCGGCAAGGAGAUUUAGAACCGAAAUUUAGAAAUCUAAUUUACUACAUCUUAUUUUCUAUCGUCAUGUUGUGUAUAUGUGCGAACUUGUACUUCCACGACGUGGGAAGGUGAAGCAGCCCAGAGUACUCACCAGGACUCUAUCUAUGGGAAUCAACGGCUGGACAAGUAUGCUGAAAGAAUCCUCUCCGAAGUCUGCACAUGAUUUUCAUGUUAACUGUAACUCUGAACUCCCUCUUGCAAGGGAGCUGUAUCCUAGAUGUCCGCUUUCCUUUAAGAAGCUGAAACAUUCCAGCCCUCAAAUGACAAAGUAUUUUCACUUUUGAAAAUAAUUUUUUUUACACUUUAAGUGCACGGCUCAAAUCUUUCAUUUUAAGACAAAUACUCUUUUAUUUCUGUUAAACUGAAUAUACAAUUAUUGUUCCCUAGGCAACCAACUUUUGCUUAUUACUACAGUUUCACAUUAAUAAAACAGAUAGUGAAAAGACAACUCUGAUUGUGAAGAUCUAAUUACAAUAAUAAAUAAAAUAAUUUAUA
This is a messenger RNA of Microtus ochrogaster (prairie vole), 1139 nucleotides long. RefSeq names its product transmembrane protein 243 (gene Tmem243). Lineage: Eukaryota; Metazoa; Chordata; Mammalia; Rodentia; Cricetidae. The record is from RefSeq and is a predicted model, not a curated record.